This is a messenger RNA of Amoebophrya sp. A120, 13165 nucleotides long. The record is from the annotation of a GenBank genome assembly. Lineage: Eukaryota; Dinophyceae; Syndiniales; Amoebophryaceae.
ACGGUAGCAGAAUCAUCUACAGAGCUAGGCUUUCGUUUAGUGGCGGCCGGACACCAAAAACUAAACAAAAAAGCAUGAGUUGUACCAACCACGGUCACAACUCUAGCUCCUCCGGGUGGACCGGAGCGAACACGACCUCGAUUGAGCAGCACAAAUCCACAUCCUCCUCUUCCACGGCGAACCCCAACAACCCAGAUGGGUCGCACCAGCUCUCGUACCGGGGUUGCUUCGGGCUCAAAGGAGACGUCCGGAACAAUGUGCACUUUUUCGAGGAGUCACAAAUCGCCUACCCGGCCGGGCACACAACCGUGCUGUAUUACAUGGAGCAAAAGCAGCAGCGAUUUUUUCCCGGGACGGAGGGAACGGAAGAGAUCACCUGCAUGGCGCUCUCGCCGAAUAAAAAGUACAUAUUUUUUAUUUUGUCAUGCGGCUGCUGCAUCAGAUGACAUUUUUGUCAUGCGCGCUGCUGCAUAUGGGUUUCUGUUUGUGAUGCAUUUUUACCAUACCUCUACCCAGGUACCUGGCCGUCGCGGAGAAAGCGACAAACCGGCACGGUGACAAGUAUCAAAUGUAAAAUAUGUCAAUUGGGUCUAGAAACUGAAACUUGUGAUGCAAGUCUGUGAACGAUAACUUAUCGCGAUAGGUGGCCAAGCAUGACAAGUUUUUGAGCUCCCCCGCCGUGUUCCGUAUUCCGCAUGGCAGGCUUCAUUUUUGCAUGACAGGCAAGAGGAUCUUCUUUUCGCGGCUAAGCAUCACAGACGAGGUACGAAUCAUGCCAGACAAGCAUGACAAAAUCUUCAUGGACUCUUCCAGACCCAGACACAUUUGCAAUGCAUAGCAAGCCAAUAGUGACGAUUUACGACCUGAAUUCGCUGAGGAAAAAGAAAACCUGUUGCUACCUCGACUGCGACUCCCCAAUAAUAAUUUCCAUGGCCUUUGACCAGCACUCGAAAUUGUUGUUGACGCAGAUGGGGCCCAGCCCGAGUGGGAAGCACGACUACACACUGGUAGCCUGGAGCUGGGAGAAGGCCAAACCAAUAGCAGCGACGAAGGUAUUUCUUAGCAGUAGUUGUGGUAGCGGUAGUAUGCAUUGAAGAGUAACGUAUCGUACUAGUAUAAAUCGCAUGACAAAUUUUCUCAACAAGGAAGCUGUAAUUUGUAAUGCAGAUUCAGGUAGGAAAGCAGAUAUUUGUAAAUGCAUGACUGCGGUUUAAAUCGUCAUCCCUAAUUUAUUACUAGGUCGGCGCCACAGGGAACGUGUACGAGGUGUCUUUCAACCCGAUUGAUUCCUAUCAUAAGGAAAAACGUCCCCGCCCCAUAGUCAAGAUGGGAAAUCUGCUACACAAAUCCACAACUUUUAGCUGUCACGCAUGACAAGUUUGGGCUCGUAGUGUAAUCCUGUUUAGCUAGUAAGGCAGCAUCACAGGCCUAGCGUAUCGUGCUGGUUGGAGCAUGGCAAAUUCCGAAACACGACUGCAAGUUGCUCCUCAUGGGGCUCCGCAUGAGAAAUAUUUUGAGCAUGCAGAUUUGCACUACAACUCUGGGGUGGGGACGUUUUUGCUCAGGAUAAUUCCACGACCUGUUUCUGUAUUGGCGACAACCUGUUCAAGUUUUUCAAAAUCCAAGAAUCGGAGAACCUCAUUCGGGCGAUACCCUUAUCAAAUGCAAAAAUGUCUGGGUCUGGAAGGUUGAGGCUUGUGAUGCUAACUUUGGACUCUAAAAAAAAUCUGUAUUGCAUGAUCAGCAAGAGUAGUCUAGUUUGUGCUACGCGGGGAGAGCAUUUGUCAUGCGGAAUAGGCAUCCGGAAGCCCUCUAAAAAUCUGUGGCGCUAGGUCAUGCAUUACAGACAUCCUGGGUCAUGCAAAAUAUGCAUGACAAGCCCGGCAACAUUCCAGACCCAGACGUAUUUGCAUUCGAUAACCCUACCAACUGAACAAGCUGAAAGGCGGAAGUCAGAAUUAUUUGUGCCAUACCUGGCUGCCAGACGACCGGUUGGUAGUAGGGACAGAAGGCGGUGAGCUGUUGCUAUUUGACAAUCAAGGGGAGUUUCUGGAGGUACUUAUGAUCUAUGAAUACAUCAAACAAAAAAAACAAAACUUUGUCGUUGAGUUAGUGCUGGUUAAUACUUUUGUGAUGUUUUGUUACAUCAAGGAAACGAGUGCGCAGGACAGUUCUCGACGUCGUGGAUGAUGCAUGCAAAGUCAUUUCAUGCAGCAUGAGAAACAAAAACUCAAACUCACACUCAAACACAGGUCGUCUCCAAAUCUGAGCCCCGGUCUCUGCAGUGCAUUGGCGCCUUCGGAAAGGGUUUCGUCACCGGCGGCGAUAUUGAAGCGGAAUCCCUCGGCUUGGGCACGAAUAUCAUGAGAAAAAAGUGUGACAGUUACACUCUCUGAUGGAAGACAAACACGACAGACAACCUCUGUCAUGCAGGAAAUGCUUGCCAGCCUCAUGUCAUUCGUGUUUUCCCUUAUUUUAUAGUCUGCGCAUCACAGGUUUUCUUUGCCAUGUCGAGCAAUUUUGUGAUGCAGAAACUCCAACGAGUCUGUAACUGUAACACUUUUUUCCUGUGAUACCGAAGAUCAACGGGUUACUCCAAGUGUACGAGAAGGUGGAUGAGAAGUCUUUCCACAAAGCAAAGGAAUCGGAACUGGACGGCGGCGGGAUCCGGUCCAUAGCGAUAAGUCCCAGCGACGAGGCGCUGUGUGUUACGACAACGACGUCGCAGUUGUAUAAGCUGUCACUAGUUUCGUCGGAACUGCUGAACGAGGAGGACAAAACAGGGAAGUCGUUGUUUGAACCCGUUCUCACUCCCUUCCACAACGGGGCAAUCAACGGCAUGGACGUCUGUUCCACGAGGAAGUCGAUGGUGGUGACUUGCGGCACGGAUAAGACCGUCCGGGUGUGGAACUGCGCGGAGAAGAUGUGCGAAUUUUCGAAGCAAUUCACCGAAGAACCUCUAUCAGUGACCUUGCACCCCACCGGGUUUCUGAUGGUUUUGGGGUUUGCGGACAAGCUGCGAGCGAUGAACCUGCUCAUGGACGAUUUGAAGACGUUUAAGGAGGUAAAUAGGACUAAUUUGCUUGCAAUAAUAUGACGCAUGAGAAACUCAGUUGUUUCCCUGUUGCGAACUGCAUCACAAAUUGAACAAAUGCAUUUUGUUACAUACAUGCAGCGCUGCAUCGCAAAAUAUAUGAAAAUAAUCACUCAAAGCUCCCCGUGAAAGCCUGCCGCGAAGUACAGUUCUCCCACGGCGGGCAGUAUUUCGCCGCGGUAAACGGCACGGUGCUUCAAGUCUACCACACCUACACCUGCGAACUGCUCUGCAGUUUCCACGGGUCUUUGUCCCGCCUCCGGACCAUCACGUGGUCACAGGACGACAACUUUCUCGCCACCGGCUCGGUGGACGGGUCGAUUGUCGAGUGGAAUCUGCAAACCCAGACGAAAGUCAUGGAGUACAACACGAAGGGCGUUUCCUACUCCUCCAUACUGUUGAUCACAAACUUGGUGCAGCCAGCCAAUCCAACCGGCGGCACGUCGGCGCAGGCGGCGGGGAGCGCGGGACAGGGCAACAACAGCGCAAACAACCAAAACAACCCGAAUUUGCCCAUGCUUAAGCAGAACAGCAUCUUUGCGUGCGGCUCGGACCGGAUGCUGAAGGAGAUAAAAUCUUCCAAUCUCCAAUCCUACGUCGAUUGCGGGGUUACUCUCGGACAACUCGCGUCGUAUGCAUUGCAAAAGUAUCGUACUCGUAUAAAUGCAUUACAAAUCUCCUCAGCAUGAGAAAUAUAAUUUGCAAUGCGGAUUUAGCUUUAGAAAAAAAUUUGUAAUGCAUGACUGCAAUUACUACGAGCGCGAUACUUUUGCACAGGAUACGUCGGCAGAAAACGCGAUCUUCGCCGCCAUCGCAGAACCCGAAUCGAAAUCCGCCCCGAUGCGGAUUAUGCAUUGCAAAUAUGUCUGGGUCUGGACCUGUGAUGCAGAACUUCAACGACAACAAGAUCUGUAAUGCAUGAAUACCAUUGGCCAGUUUUUUUGUCGUGCUGGAUUGCAGUUUGUAAUGCUAAACACGAAUGAAUCGGCAAGGAGCCGAGGGAAAUUUCUCAUGCUUUUUUGCCGUACAAGCAGCAAGUUUGCAAUGCAAGGAUCAGCAACACAAGUUUCCAGACCCAGACAUAUUUGCAGUGCAUACGGAUCUACAGAAUACCCAUCGGCGGGAACGUCUCGGCCCUGAACCAGCAGCAGCUCCCAGGCGACAGCAGUGGUAGCAUCAUGCAGAAUAUCCUGUGCAAAAGUAUUGUAUUCGUAUAAAUGCAUUACAAAUUUCCUCAGCAUGAGAAAUAAAGUUUGUAAUGCUGCCUUACCUUUAAGAAAAAGAUUUGCAAUGCGUGAUUGCAAUACACUUUUGCACGGGAUAUAGAACUAUUCAGCGCACUCCGCCCCGGCAACGCGACUUCGCUUGUCCUACGACGAGUCGUUGCUUUUCAGUUCCGCGGAAGAUGGGUGUCUGUUCAUGUUCGAGAUAAAAAGGAAAGGCGCGGCGAAGAAAAAGCGGCUGCAGGAGAUGGAUUUUGGUCUGCAGCAGGGGGUCAGCGACGAAAUUCUGGUGACGAGGCACUUUUUGGAAAACAAGCAGAAGCAGGUGUCGGUGUUGGAGAAACAGGUUGAGGAUCUACUGAACCAGAUCGAAUUUCAGCUCUCCCACCGCGAUUCAUUUCACAAGGAAAAGAUGAACGAGUUAGAAGACAGAUACGGGCAAGAGAUAGAAGCGGAGCGGGCGAAGUACGACGCUUUGCAGCAAGAGAAAGCAGAAAUGGACAGCGAGUAUGAGGACCACAUCCUGCAAAUGGAGGAAUUGCACCAACGGAAUCUACAGGAACUGGAAUGUACUAUUUUUAUUUAAACACGUUAAAUUUGAAUGAUUAUGUUUAUGAUUUCUUGAUGUUGCCCCCGCCUACUUUGCAGAUUUUUACGCCUCAACAGUUAGACAUCUUUUAUUUCCACAUCGUAACAGCUUCCUUCCAGCAGAAGAUGCAAGUGGAGGCCAACCGGUUUGAGAAACUGACGCAGCAAAGGGAAAAAGAGUCGCUCAUCUGGGACCAGACAGUGAAAGAGCUGAUAAUACAAUGAAAAAUGCCCCCACCCCCGAAUUUGCAAAAGUUUGUCAUGCAAAGUUUCCAAAUGAAAGCUUUUUGUGUUGCAUGAAGGGACUGCGAGCCUUUCUGAUGCAGAAUCUAGGUGCGCAAGGUGUCUUGUGCAUAACAGAUCCGGCUGCUGUGGGGCUCCUUGGCAACACAAAUUUGAGCUAUUCACCAUGGAAAAUUUGUGAUGCUGAGACAUGCAAGACGGGGAACGUUUCCAUUGGAAAGGUUUGCUAUACAAAUGCUGCCAAGUUCUGGGAGGGGGGCAUUUUUCAUUGUAAUAGCUGACGGAAGCGCACAACAAACGGUUGGAAACGGAUAGCAAGGCCUUGGAGGUGAUGCUGGUGGAGGAUUCCCUAACAAGACAACGAAUCAUGAGCGAGAAAGUGGACGAGGAAAAGAAGCAUCGGGAAAAAUUGGCGCAGUUAGAAUUCGACGCGGACGGGGAGAUCGACACGUUGAAGGAUAAGUACGAAUACCGAUUAGCGCAGGAAAAGGACGAGAAGGUGAGGCUCCGGGUAUCGAAAGGAAAAAUCCCCCCUCCCCAUACCAAAACGGGAUAAUUCUGGAUAUUUGUUAUGCUGAUUUGAGGUUACAAAUCGUCUCUGUAUUGCAAGAAAGCAAAUCCAAAACCCCGCCGCGUUCUGCAGGCAGUUUGUAAUGCUGUAUGUACUACGGAGGACACGCCUGCCUUGCUGGCGCCUACACCAAAGCGCCCCUACUCCGGCUUUGUGUGUGCCUGCAGUCUUCUACUGCAAGACAAAGCCGAUUUGUGUACACAAAUCCCGCAUCACAGAUUUCAAUUUCGAUAUGGGGAGGGGGGAUUUUUCCUUUUGAUACCGGGGGCAAGCGGGGAUCCACAGGAAGCACCACGAGGAUUUGAUAUGAGAAUGCACAACUCCCCUUCCCCCUCACUUGUAUGGCAUGAACAGCAACACAAGCAGCAGCAGAAAAGGGGCUUGUUUCGCAUGACAAAUCUGCGUGCGGAUUGUAGUACUAUUUGACUGAGGUUCCAAAAUUUGCCAUGCUAGCAGUUUCUACAAGCAAGGUGUGAGUUUGGUAUUUUGCAUUACAAAUGAGGGGGAGGGGGAGUUGUGCACUCUCAUAUAUGAAAAGGCAAAUGGCGAAGAAGGAGUCGGAACUCAAGCAGCACAUGGAAGAGGCGAAAAGAAAACAGGACAGGAUAUUAUGACCUGCUCAAACGUUACAAUCUGAAACGUUUGUGUUGCGCGAUUAGCAUGACAGACAUGGACAGCGUUCCGUUUCCUGCAAUACAAAUUUCGCCAGAUUGUAGUGGGGUUUGGGUCUCCGGAACUUGUCAUGCGCAAUCCUAUGAGAGUUGGCUAGAUAAUGCACCUCUUGCAUCAGAGAUUUCCAUAUUCUAAUGUAACGUUUGAGAUUGUAACACCUGAGCAGGUUAUAGAUAUCCCAGCUGAACCGGGAGAGAGAACAUAACCUGAAGGAGAUCCGGGAGCGGGACAAAACGAUACACGAUAAAGAGCAGAAAAUUUAUGAGUUGAAAAAACAAAAUCAGGUAUAAAAAACUCUAGAUUGUCGUUUUGUGUUGUCAUGCUUGAUCAUGUGCAUAUUGAUAGAAAAAUGGAAGAGCUUUAUUUAUUGCCAUGGUUGCUUCUCGUUCUCCGCCUCCUGUGAAUCUUGUUUAUUAUUCAUCUCAACGAAAUCGAAACACGACUUCUAUCAGGAACUGGAAAAGUUCAAGUUUGUGCUCGACUACAAGAUCAAGGAGCUGAAGGCGCAGAUAGACCCCAAAAACGACGACAUCCAAGCGAUGAAGCGAGAUAUCCAGGGAAUGGAUACGGAUCUGGAAGAGUACCAUAGGAAGAAUAAACUCCUGCAGCAGAACGUAUUGAAGUUGAAGAUUUUUGUUUCUGCUCUAGUUAGAACUACACGCUUCGCCACAGUCGGAGCUCAUCGACAAUGGGCUUCCGUUUGUAGUCGGCAAGGGGGGCCUGUCGGACGACUUCCGCUUAUCUUCGGAUAACGGAAGACGCGCGAUGGGAUUCGCAACAAAAAACGAGCUGACCUCUAUCUCCAGCAUGUUCCGCAAGAAAUUCCGGCACCGGUAUACUUUUACCGGAAGCUUCAGCGGAGGCAGAAAGCGGAGGGAGUAUGAUCACAUUUUGGUGAGAUACAGGGAUCGGGGGCUCUGCACGGCCUUCAGCGUCACCGACCAAACGCACACCAGAUCGGACCACAGACUGGUGACAGCACGGAUCGAUGGCGCGGCAGUAAGGGUCCCGAGGGCGAAGGAACGCGCCGCGAAGCAGUUGCUGCGGCAGAAAGACAAGGCAGAGGACAUCGACAGGAAGCUUCGGGAGGUGUUCACCGACGCGAAGCUACUGGAGAUGGAAACGGGAGACGCCACGGCAGCACAGGUCUGGGACGGGUUUGAGGACGCAGUGAAGCCACUGAUGGAACAGAUGGAAGAGGACUGGAAAAAGAACAAACCGGAACAAAGGCGGAAACCAUGGAUAACAGACAGAACAUGGAAGACGAUCAUGGCGAGACGGAAGGUGGCAGCGAAGGGCAGCAGCCCAAACAAAAAAGCAGAGGCAAGGCUUAGGAGGCGAAUAGAGAUGGAAGUAAAGGAGGACAAAGAAGCAUGGACGCGCGAGAGGCUGGAGGCAAUGCGGAAAGCGGACAGCAGUGGCAAUGCCCGGGGGGUGUAUGAGGCCGUGCGGCAGCUCUCCGGGCGGGCGCGGGCGAAAGGACAGCAGAAUCUGCCGGGGGGGGAGAGGCUUCAUCUCGACUUCUGGAAGACGAUUCUAGGGCAGGACAGACCGGCCGCGCCAAAUGCACUGCAGAACACAAAAGCCUGGGAAAGGUGCGAAAAAAUGCUGACCCGGGAGCCACCGCGACCAACCUGGACCACCGAAAAGACCGGAGCGCCAACAGAUGCAGAGAUCGACCAAGCAGUCAAGGAAAUGAAGAAAGGCAAAAGUCACGCCGGCGACUUCCCUGCCGAAUUCUUCACCCACUCGGAGGCCGCAAGACGGGUCGUCCGGGUGGUGGUGAGGAAGAUUUUUGAGGGACAGCCACCGCCACAGCAGUGGCUAGAUGCGGAAAUAGCUCUGCUACACAAAGCCGGCGCGCGCGCCGACCCAGCAAACUAUAGGCCGGUGGCUCUUCUCCAUUUUGGGGAAAAGCUUACCAGCCUCAUAGUGCUCAAGCGAGUCCGCCAAGCAGCAUACAGAAGCGUCAACAAAAAACAAAAAGGCUCGGUCCAGGGGCUAAGCUGCAGACACGCGGUCUUCACACUCCUGCGGGACAUGGAGAACGCGAUCAGAAACGGGGAGACGAGGGUCUACGACUUUAUCGACUUCCAAAAGGCCUAUGAUUCCCUGGAUUGGAGCAGGCUCAACACGAUACUACGGUGGCAGGGAUUCCCGGAAGACCUGGCCGAACUAGUAGAAAGAUUGUACAACAGCGCCACUUUUUGUCUGAAGCUGGGGCCGGGGAACAAGAGCAGCAAAGCAGGACAGCGGUCCGGAAUAAGACAAGGCUCAAGCCUGUCCCCCCUGAUCUUUGUGUUGGUUCUCGACUUCGCACUCCGAGCAUUCGAGGAUACAAUGCAAAGCUUAGGGCGGUGGGCGAGGUGCAAAGACGACUCGUUCCUGUCGUGGCUCGGGUUUGUCGACGAUCUUGUAGUGAGGUCCGACACUCCGGAAGAGGCGCAGGAGGCUCUUCUCCAGCUGCAGGCUGCUUGCCGGUAUGUUGGGCUGGAGCUGAAUGCGAAAAAAACAGAGACCAUGACCAUAGGCCUAGCCCCGGAAACAAAAAACAACGAAGACGCAAGAAAGGAACGGGUGCGGCUUGAGUGCUUGGAGCGUGGCGCGCGCGAAGGAUGGGCAAUAGAAUGGGACGGUGUCGACCUCAUCGCAGAGUACAAAGAAGCAGCGCGAAAGAAACAGGCGGGCGCCGCCCCGAUGGAGUGCGUCACGCAUUUAAUAGUGUGGGACGACGGCGGUUACAGCCUUUGCUGGCUGAAGAAGACGGGGUGGGCUUGCCUAGACAACCAGCAGACCGUGCGAAUUAGCCGCCUUGGGAGAGUAAGGUGGGUAAAGGAGUCCAGAAAUGUCCAUGUGUGCCCGCGGUGCGGGGACGUCCUUCCGGACGCCCGUGCACUGCGGGGACACAUGACCACCGGCUUCUGCAGAAAGGAACUCACACUGGCGGAGCAGAAGACGCUCCGUGUAGGGCGGUACGUGGAGGACAAGAUGAAAACACAGCGGGCGGCAGUAGUCGUCGCAGCAAAGUUGAAAACCCACGACGACAGAGAAAUCGCAACGGCGGGAAGCUUCAAGUACUUAGGCACAACAGUAGCAAACAACGCAAGCACAACCAAAGAAGUAGAAAGGCGGGCCGGCAUAGCGCGGGCAACGGCGGAACAGCUGCGGAAGGUUUGGAGAGACAAAGCAACCCCGAAGGAACUCAAGGCGGAGCUUUUUUCCGCGUUGUGCAGCUCCGUGGCGCUGUACAACGCGGAAACGUGGACCCUGUGCGAACAGGACAUGAAGCUCUUGAAGAAAUACCAGCACCAAACGCUGAGAACACUGACGGGGGAGCGGCGCGCCUGGCAGAAGCAGGCAGACCAGGACAGGGCAGAGGUAGAAGAGCAGGAGCUUGACGAGGGGGCGGAGUACGCGAGCAGAAUGGAACUCUGCCAACAGGCCGGGGUUCUAGACAUAGAAACGAUGUUGCAGGAAAAACGGGUGGCCUGGAUCGCGCAUGCCGCGCGAGACAGGUCAGAGGGUUCGUUUCUAUGGAUCGCCAGCGAGAUAAGGAAGAAAAGUAUUUGGGGAAGGCAGGCAGCGGCCGACCUCGAGUACUAUGGGAUCGAGCUGGAGAGGCUCGCACAGCAGCCGCCGGACGCAGAAACGGUUCGCAACAUACUGCGGGAACGAAGAGCACACCAAACCGGAAGAAAGGAAAAGCCAAGACAGAGAAAACAGAAAACGGAGCGCACAGAGCAAAUGCGGGAGGAGCAGCGGCAGCGCAUAGCACAGCAAAAGGCAGAGCAAGAAGAAGAGCGGCGGCAAUUUGUCCAGAAAAUCAACGGCAAACGCUGGGUGAGAUUACCCGGCAGAAGGGAUGCCUGGCACCCUGAAGACGACGCCCAGGAGCUGUUUACGGCGACGGACGAUUUUUGCGAAAAUACAGGGAGAGAAAUCCUGUAUGUUGCUGGCUUGACCUUCUUCCGAAACCCGGCAGACCAUACGUGGAGCGUAGACUGACGGGGGAGUUGCUUGAAGACAGUGUUUGCGUGCACGUCCAGUCAACCACAAAGACUGAAAAUAGAUACCAACAGCUAUUUAGGACACGCACCAGAAUGAUGAUGAUAGUUAGAACUACACAGAUUAAGAAGAUUUGCGAUCAUGCACAAUAAACUGACGAACAAGUAACUGACGAAGUGUGGAUCAUGUGGACGCGUCUACUUCCCUUGUGAUGCAUUGCCUUCCUUCCGCAAGAUUUUUACCAAAGCCAGUAAAUCCCAUCGUGCCCUGAUUUUUACAGAUCACUUCCCUCCAAUCGAAGCAGCGCGGUCUUGUCGACGAGAUCCUGCAGCAGAGGAAGAAGCUGAACUCCAACCGGGCCUAUGCCAAAGCGUUCGUUGCGGACCUGAAAGAGUGCAUGCCGCUGCAGAACUCAGGAGUCGGCGGGUUCCCGCCCGCACCACAACACACCGCGAAAGCUGCUGGAACAGCAGCGGACAGUGGAGCGAAUAAGGAGCAGACGCAGCAGUAUCCUAAGUAAAAACGUCCCCACCCCAUAGUCAAGAUGUGAAAUCUGCUAGACAAAUCGACAGGCUUCGGUUGAUGCGCAUGACAAAUUUGGGCGCGCAGUGUGGUCGUGUUGUUCUAGUGCAGCAGCAUUACAGAUUUUUCCUAUCAUGCUGAUUCUAGCAUUAAAACCCUUAAAACACCACUAGAAAGCGCCUCUCAUGGGUCUCCGCAUGAGAAACACUUUGAGGAUGCAGAUUUGCAUUACAACUUUAUUAGGGUGGGGACGUCUUUGCAUAGGAUAAGCAGUCGAACGCCAAUUCGUUGAAGGAGCAGUACACGAAGCUGGUCAACAAGUUUACGACGAACGAGUGGGAGCUGUCGGUACUAUAUCAACCGCAAAUAUGUGUGGGUCUGGAAACUUGUGAUGCUGGGAUGUGAAUAGUGAAUGUUCUGUAAUGCACAGCCAAGCAUGAGAAAUAUUUUCGCGGCUUAGUGUUACGCUUUCCGCAUGAGAAACUGCGUAUUUUGCAUGACAAGCCAAAGGCUCUCUUCUUGGACGCGCAUCACAAACUCUUUAGUCAUGCCAGACAAGCAUGACAAACCUGCCAUCCUUCCAGACCCAGACAUAUUUGCAAUGCAUAUACUAGCGACGACCGGGGGCGGUGACAGCAACGGGAACGGUUCUGGCGGGGUGGUGGACCCGAACGUGAGGCAGAAGGAAUACCUCGAGAAAACCAUCGAAGGGUUGAAACGGGCGCUGCGCAAAGACAGUGAGAAGCACCGGACGACGAACAUGAGGAUACUAAACGAGGGCGUGGAGCUAUGCAACGAAAAAAGUGUUACAGUUACACAUUGUGUUGCAGAACGUGCAAGACAGACAACCUCUCUCAUGCUGGAAAGGCAUGCGAGCCUCGUUUCACAAGUGUUUUCCCUUAGGAUCUCUGCGUUGCAAGUUUUCUCUGCAAUGCAGAGCAAGUCUGUGUUGCUAAAGUUGCGACAAAUGUGUAAAUGUAACAUUUUUUCCCUGUGAUAGGAACUCGUGGCGGAAAUUAACACGCUACGGAAGGAGCUCGCCAGCUACACGCGCGCCGCGCAGGCUAUGGGAUUCUCAAACGUUCCACUCUAAACUGUUACAUGAUUUGUCAUGCAAAAUGACCAUGAGCCACCAGACGAUCAAGCUGCUUCGCAUGACAAAUUAUCGGAGGGCUAAAUAGCACUAGAAUCCGCACCAAAUCUGUAAUGCAAGACGCGCAAGGUUCCUCCUCUGACCUGUGCUAUUCUUGCAUUACAGAUUCAUGUGACAUUUGAGAAUGUAACAUUUGAGAACGCCAUACAGGCCAACAAGGGCGACCAAAACAUGAUGUCCAGCCAAAGUCCCGGUAUCAAAUGCAAAUAUGUCUGGGUCUGGAAGAUUGCGAGACUUGUCAUGCAGAUUAUCCAUUGCCCAUGUCGCCUGGAAUGCACGACGAAGCAUGACAGAUUCUGUGGGUUCCCUGUCAUGCCCAUCCUGCAUGAGGAACUUCCUCUCGUCAUCAGCCUGGUCAAAAGUGGACAUCUUUUGGCAUUCAUGCAACACAGAUUUUUUUUUGCACGAUCCAGAAUUUUUAGCAUGACAAGUUGCAAUGUUCCAGACCCAGAUCAGUAUUUGCACCGGAUACCCGGCGGAUCCAAACAAUUUUCCACCGAAGGGGCGGAUGUGGGCGCAGAGGAGGCCCCGGGAGGAGCUGCUCCGCAGUAGGAUAUAUAAAGGUCUUGUUUUCGGUCAAAAAUCGUGUUUCAAACCACAAUUGACUUUUUACCGAGAACCCAAGUCGUCCCGCUAUGAUGAAUGACAAGAAUUAAUAUUUCUUCGACGACAUAAUUAAAGUAAGUUACGGUUACGAAUCGACAUGACUCAAGAACCCAAAACGGAAAAACUUAUAGACAAUCACUUUUGAGAUCAAGUUUGUAAAGCCCGAGAACUCUUAAACAUAAAGACGAAACUGUAUCAAGGCAAGGUGAUUCUUUCUUUUAUCUAAUCGGACAAAAAUGGCAAAAAAAAUGGCAAGAUGUUGACAGGACAUGUAUAGCAGAGCGAGUUUUAUUUGUCUCAACUAGCACAGGCAGAAGUACGAUGGUGAAGAGCAAAACUAUGCUGGUCUUCUGGUCGUGCGACGUCGUGUGGGUGGAGAACUGCAACAGGAGGUCUUCGCACCAACAAGGUAAUCAUCUCAACUGAUUCCCUCCCUCUGUCUCCCUCGAAGAUGGGGCAUCAAACCUACGAAGAACUAUGUACUUGGC